ACUAAAAUGUGUCGCACCCACGAUAAAUGUAUUGUAAGUCUUCCAAAGCAAUCCCUUACAGUGUUUUACUCAAAUAAAGUGAUGUGAUAGUCUUUUGUGAGUGCUGCCCCUUGUUUUGUCACUAAUUUCAUUUAUUCCCAUAUUUUCARUUCACUAAAUUCUUUAUAACUCUUGAUACUAAUCMUGUGGGGCCAUAUAGUCAAUAGAGACAUUAGAGUUGAGUAUUAUUGGAGAAGAGCUCUCUGAAAAUGUCACUUAAGCAGAGCAUUUAGUAUAGUGCAAUAUUUCUUAUUGUUGAUUUCAUUUUCUGUUUUUAAUUUACUAGCUGAGGGUGGAUAUAUAGAUAAUUAUUAGUAUUUAUUAUUAUUUUCAACUGCUGCAACUUUGCAUAUAAAAGUAUUAAACUUUGGUCGAUGACUUAUUUUUCUUUUGAAUUAUAAUUCAGACUGUUUUGGAUAUCCAGAAAACCUCAUCCAAUAAUUCUCUAUUUAAUUGACAGUGUAAGUAUUACUGCAGGUUAUAAUCUCUUGAAUCAAAUAGAAACUAAUUCUUGUCCAUUUCCAGAUCAUGAUGUCAGUCAAUUUUCCUAUUCCUAUCAUUUUGUUCACUAUACAAGUUCAAUUGAUAGUUCAAGCAUAUGGAAUGUAAAAAAUGGAAUGUUAUAGUGCUUAGAAGGAGGUUAUUUCGGCAGGCCCUUAUUCCCAUACAACACGGCCGCUCAUGUUGUAAACUAUACUUAUGCAUGGGCUGGAAUACAUGAUACAAAUUGGACAUUUUUUUGGUCCAUUUCUUAUCAUGCCAGUCAAUUUCCCAUUUCUUCUYGUUUCUUUCACUAUACAAGUUGAAGUGUUAGUUCUCUGUGCUAAGAGCCUAGAAAAUGUUUUGCCAUGAUAAAUGCGUUGGAGUUGGCCAGCUCAUAUACGUGAUCGAAUUGGACAAUAAUCUUGUACAUUUCUAAUUAUCAUGCUAGUCAAUUUGCUUUUCCUUUUCAUUUUAAUUAGAUCAUACACUAAAAUAUAGUCACCGCAUGUCUUUUCAGAAUGUAUAAAUGUCGAUUGUACCAAAUAUGGACAACGUUUUGUCCUAGGCCACGCCCUCGGCUUGUGAAUGCAAAAAAGCAAGUGACGACGACAUCAAGAAAUAGAAUACUUGCUGCAGUAAAAAUGACAUUUUUUGAAAGCCUUUGAAAAAUAUACUGAGCUUCAUGAAUUUGGUCAUCCUGACUGUUUUCUUUCAGGAGUUACAGAAAAUUCAGUCAAUUUGAAAGAAUGGGAAUAAGUAAAAUAAUGAAGGGCAACCAGCACAGUUUCACUCAAAACUUUCCUUUAUUUUAGAAAUGGACUUUUCAAGAUUUUUAAAUCUUAAAAGUUGUUAUUGAGAUAUCAAAGCUACAAGAGAUGAACAUGUUAACGUUAUUUUUUUAAAUGUAUCAUAUUCAUUGUAAGACUUAAAUAUGCACUGGAAUUGGCAUCUUAUCUAUAUUAAUCCAUUAUUUCUCGUUAUGAUUCUUCAAGAUAUCAUUUAAUUAUCACUAACUUUUGAUGCUAUCAAUGGGCAUUUCUCUUUGGAAUGCAAUACUUUAUGGAAUUUGUUAUGUCGUUAUGUAUUCUUGGGUUGCACGUGACGUCACCAGGGUUAUGCAAAUUAACGAUCCGCCAUGUUGGAUGAUAACCACAUCCAAGAUGGCGGCCGCACGGUGAGGAAGUUGUCGUCGUUCAUCUUUGUAAAACUUGUCAGCAAUACAUGAUAUUAAUUCGAAAAUGGGUGUUUUAUGUGCCGUUUAUGGCUGUGGAAACAACAACGCACGGGACAAAGACAAAAAAUUCUACAGAAUCCCAAAAAUUAUAAAAAACAACGAUCCAAGCAAGAGAGAUGAGAAGCUAUCGACUGCUCGGCGAAAGCAAUGGUUUCUCAACAUUUCACGUGCCGAUCUUGACGAAGAAAAGGCUGAACACACUAGAGUUUGCAGUGACCAUUUUAUUUCUGGGCAACCAGCGAAACUUUACGAUCAAAGUAGUCCUGACUGGGCUCCCACACAACGCAUGGGUCACAACAAAAUAAAACUGCAAACUACUUUGCAGAUAUCAAGAAGUGAAAGAUCACAAGAAAGAGCUGCGAAAAAGGCAAAACUCGAGGCAGCCAAAAUGUUACAAGAAGUUGAAAAAUCUGUGCAAGCAUCACUUGACAAUCAGAGUUCUCAGAACUAUGAAGUUGGAUGCCAAACUGAUCCUACUUUGGGGAAAGCAGAUGUUGAAUGCCAGACUGAUUUCACUGUUUUGAGAUUGAAUGAAAUGGAGGACUGCAUAGAAAGCAUGACUUGUGAAUUGKCAGAGCUCAAGAAAAAGCUAAUGGAAGCUGACUUUAGAGAAGAAAGCUUUCAAAACAGUGACGAGAAAACUAAAUUCUWCACUGGAAUUCCUAAUUUCCUAAUUUUUCAACAUGUUUUGACUUUAUGCUGUCCCUACAUAUAUUCUGGAGCAACAAACUMUCUAACAAAGUUUCAAGAGCUGCUGCUUACUCUUAUGAGAGUCAGACUGAAUUUGUCUUUGCAAGACAUUGCCUACAGAUUUAAUAUCUCACAAUCCACUGCAUCUAGAAUUUUUGACAAGUGGAUAGAUGUUAUGGAUGUCAGAUUAGCAUUUUUAAUUGUAUGGCCAAGCAGGGAAGAAUUGAUUGAGACUAUGCCUGCUUGCUUCAAGCAGAACUAUGGCAGCCGUGUUGCAGUAAUAAUUGAUUGCUUUGAGGUUUUCAUCAACAGACCGYCAAGUCUUAUUGCACGAGCAAUCACAUGGUCUAAUUACAAGCAUCAUAACACAGUCAAAUUCCUCAUAGGGAUAACCCCACAAGGAGUGAUAUCCUUUAUUUCUCAAGCUUGGGGUGGCAGGGCCAGUGACAAGCAUGUCACAGACAAUUGUGGAAUUUUAGAGAACCUUAUUCCUGGAGACCUUGUUCUUGCUGAUAGGGGCUUUGAUAUUGCAGAAAGUGUGGGACUGUAUCAAGCCUCAUUAAAAAUCCCAGCGUUUACACGAGGAAAAAAGCAGUUGUCCGCUCAAGAAAUAGAAGACACAAGAAAAAUCGCAAAUGUACGAAUCCAUGUUGAACGAGUAAUUGGUCUGGUCCGCAGAAAAUAUGUGAUUCUACAAAGUAUACUGCCUGUAGAGUUAGUAACUGUGAAGUCUGGUCAAUUGAAAGCACCAAUUGAUAAAAUUGCUAGAGUUUGCUGUGCACUCACAAAUUUAUCUGAAUCAGUUGUACCAUUUAAUUAGCUUUUGAAUUGUUUUUAAUGAGAUAUAAAGCUAGCAUUGAUAAUGAUAAUGUUGAAAGGGUUUUAUAUCACCUCACAUCACUUUAUUUGAUAGGUUAAUGUUUGCAAUGAUUUCAUAUUGAUUAAAAACAAGACAAGUUCAUAUUAAUAUAAGAAAUACAUAAUAUUAAUCAGCUAUUUACAUUUAUCAGUGUAUUUACAUGGCCAGUCUUAUUCUAUUUUAGUGUAAAAAAGUAAAUCAUAAAAAUAAAUUAGCACAAUGUUA
Messenger RNA from Exaiptasia diaphana, 3530 nucleotides. RefSeq lists its product as uncharacterized. The transcript is spliced from 2 exons. NCBI's taxonomy places the organism in Eukaryota, Metazoa, Cnidaria, Anthozoa, Actiniaria, Aiptasiidae. The coding region runs from base 1761 to 3266 and encodes 501 amino acids. The record is from RefSeq and is a predicted model, not a curated record.